AUGGCUCAGCAAGAAGCAAUCGCCACUAAUCCCCGCCGCAUCAAAAUCAUAGCCGGAGCUGACGCAUUCGGCUGCAAUUUGAAAGACUCUCUUGUAACACACUUGCGUUCUCUCAACAUCGAAGUGGAAGACCUCGGAACUGAUAAGUACUAUUCUGUCGGCGAAGAAAUAGGACGCCAUGUCAGCCUGGGAAACACCGAUGACUCGGUCGAGAUCCGUGGUCUAGUAGCUUGUGGCACCGGUGUGGGUGUUGGCAUCUUCGCUAACAAGUUACCAGGAGUAUACGCCGCUACUUGCCUCACCCCUGCUGACGCCCUCAAUGCCCGGUCCAUCAAUAAUUGUAAUGUUCUAGCUGUGUCUGGUAUGUCUACUGCCCCUGAAGUUGCUUUAGAUAUUCUGAACACUUUCCUCAACACCCCUUUUAAGGCUCCUUGCCCCGCUUCCGGCUCCAAUCCAUGGCCGGAAGAUAUUCAGUCCUUCUUGGACACUUCUGUUCAAGAAAUGGCCGAAAUUGGGAAAACUAAAACUGGGAGCAAUACUGAUGGUAUUGCUGAUCCUCCGUGUUUUAUUUGCUCCCUGGCGAAAAGCAGGAAUCAAAAGGAGUUUACGCCGGUUGAAAUAAUGCCUGGUGCGUCCAUGAAAAUUUUGAGGGAAACUCCUACAUCGGCCGUAGUUAGGUUUAAGGCCGGCAGCCUGGAACCUGCCCAUCACCAUACUUUUGGGCAUGAUUUGGUGGUUAUAAGUGGGAGUAAAUGUGUGUGGAACUUGACGAAAGGCGAGAAAUAUGAAUUAGGGGUGGGGGAUUACUUGUUUACUCCAGCAGGAGAUGUGCACAGAGUGAAGUAUUUUGAGGAUACUGAGUUCUUUAUUAAGUGGGAUGGACAUUGGGAUUUGUUCUUGGAUGAGGAUCUUGAUGCUGCCAAUGCUGCUAUAGAGAAAGAGAAACAGAAGUAA
Molecule: messenger RNA, 954 nt
Organism: Fraxinus pennsylvanica
Lineage: Eukaryota; Viridiplantae; Streptophyta; Magnoliopsida; Lamiales; Oleaceae
Source: the annotation of a GenBank genome assembly